This is a messenger RNA of Nymphaea colorata (pocket water lily), 1950 nucleotides long. Its product is annotated as hydroxymethylglutaryl-CoA synthase-like. Gene Ontology annotation, molecular function: hydroxymethylglutaryl-CoA synthase activity. NCBI's taxonomy places the organism in Eukaryota, Viridiplantae, Streptophyta, Magnoliopsida, Nymphaeales, Nymphaeaceae. Gene Ontology annotation, biological process: acetyl-CoA metabolic process. The transcript is spliced from 12 exons. Bases 395 to 1816 code for a protein of 473 amino acids. The record is from RefSeq and is a predicted model, not a curated record.
GCGAUGCGCAAGCCACCGCUCUGGCUCUCUCGCUGCUGCGCAUCUGCUAGAGAGAGAGCCAACUAGUAGGGGCGAGAGGCUUGAAACUGCUCUCUUUCUCUUUCUGCAUUGGCGCCAUUUGCAUGUGGGGCGUGUAAUGCCGUCCUCUCUUUCUCUCCCCCUUAUUUUUCUGUUGUACAUAAAUAGUGGGUCUGCGACUUCUUAGGAUCCUGCUUCAUUUGUUGGGGGGGGGAGAGAGAGAGAAGAGCAAGAGAGAGGGAGGGAGGAGCUUUUUCUGUCUCUGUAUCUAAAAGUUUUGUCAAUUUUAUCAAACUUCUGUUUUUGUGUUCGUGUUCUUCUCGUCAACUUGUUAAUCUUGUACUUGGUGGUGGUGGUGUUCACGGUUUGGGGAGUGAUGGAGUCGCAGAGGCAGAAUGUGGGGAUCCUGGCAAUGGACAUAUACUUCCCUCCUACUUGCGUUCAACAGGAAGCGUUGGAGGCGUUCGAUGGGGCGAGCAAAGGGAAGUACACAAUUGGGCUGGGACAAGACUGCAUGGCCUUCUGCACAGAGUUGGAGGACGUCAUCUCUAUGAGCUUGACAGUUGUCACAUCUCUUCUUCAGAAGUAUGGAGUUGAUCCGAAGCAGAUUGGUCGUCUAGAAGUGGGCAGUGAAACCGUCAUAGACAAGAGCAAGUCCAUUAAGACCUGGCUUAUGCACAUAUUUGAGGAAUAUGGCAACAGUGAUAUUGAAGGAGUUGACUCCACAAAUGCAUGUUAUGGAGGGACUGCUGCUUUGUUCAAUUGUGUAAACUGGGUGGAGAGUAGCUCAUGGGAUGGGCGCUAUGGUCUCGUCGUCUGCACAGAUAGUGCGGUUUAUGCUGAAGGACCUGCUAGACCAACUGGAGGGGCUGCUGCUAUUGCAAUGUUGAUUGGGCCCAACGCACCUCUUGCUUUUGAAAGUAAACUCAGGGGAACUCAUAUGUCUCAUGUUUAUGACUUUUACAAGCCCAAUCUUGCAAGUGAAUACCCAGUUGUGGAUGGAAAGCUUUCACAGACCUGUUACCUUAUGGCACUUGACUCUUGUUACAAACGAUUUUGUGCCAAAUAUGAGAAGUUGGAGGGAAAGCAGUUUUCUAUUCUUGAUGCAGAUUAUGUAGCCUUUCAUUCUCCAUACAAUAAGCUUGUGCAGAAAAGCUUUGCCAGGCUUCUAUUCAAUGACUUUUUGCGGGAUGCCAGUUCUGUCGAGGAGAAUGCUAAAGAGAAGUUUGCACCAUUUGCAAGCCUGUCUAGUGAUGAAAGUUAUCAGAACCGGGAUCUUGAAAAGGUAUCUCAACAACUGGCCAAACAGCUAUACGACAUAAAAAUACAGCCAUCAACUUUGUUGCCAAAGCAAGUCGGCAACAUGUACACUGCAUCAAUUUAUGCAGCAUUUGCGUCCAUUAUUUAUAACAAGCAUAAAUCGUUGGAUGGUCAAAGAAUAUUAAUGUUCUCCUAUGGAAGCGGUUUGGCUUCAAGUUUGUUCUCCUUGAAACUACACAUGGGUGAACAUCCAUUCAGCCUGUCAAAUAUUGCUGACGUGCUAAAUAUCUCAGAAAAGCUGGAGUCGAGACAUGUGUUUUCACCGGAGAAAUUUGUCGAAAAUAUGGUCCUGAUGGAACACCGUUAUGGAGCUAAAGGAUUCGUGACAUCCAAGGACAGGAGCUUGCUUAGUAAUGGAACAUUCUACCUUACGGAGGUUGAUUCCAUGUACCGGAGGUUUUAUGCCAAGAAAUCAGGAAGUGAAGAUGCGGGCGAAACAGAUGUCAGCUGUGAAAAUGGCAAACUUAAUGCUCAUUGAUCUUACAUGAUGAGCACAGUCAGCCGCAGGAAAUUAGUAUUUUACCGCUUAGGAUGUAGUGCAGAAGGUGUUAGAUUGUGAUCAUCAUCUGUUUGAACAUGGUGAAUUGUGCUAAUUAAUUUAUUUUGCUGCAA